CACUUUUUCUUAUUGAUAAAUCAUGUCUCACCAGGGUGUAAGAUGUUUGUCUAGGGCAGAGGCCGCUGACAUUCGUAGCAACAUCCCUAUUGCUGUUUACUGGUCAGAUGAUGACGUAGCAAAUUGGAUAGAAGAGAACGGUUUCCCACAGUACAAGCGAUGUUUCUUGGAAAAUAUUAUAACAGGAAGAAAACUGAUUGCCAUUGAUGCUUCCUCCUUGCCAAAAAUGGGAAUUCACGACUUUGAGCACAUCAAGCAAAUAACGGCUUUAGUUCGGGAUUUGUUGGGAAUACCUAAAUACCCCAUGAAGAGAGAAGUUCGGAUGAGGGACCCUCGGAUAGCGUACCUGGAGUUAAAGCGCCGGACGGGCAGAGAAAUGGAUAGUACCACCUUCAAUAUCUUCUUGUUUGACAACCGACACUUCUUUCCACAGAAGAGAAAAUCAAUCUCACAGUAAUGGAGAUAUCUAGAUUCAUUUUACCGUCUUAAUUAUGUUUGAUGGCAUUUUUAUACAAUAGCUGCAGUGAUGUUUUAUUUUUUUGUCAUUUCUUUUAACAACUUCACUUGAUAUAUGGUUCAGACAUUUAUAUGUCAAGAAAAAAAGUCACAAAAUUGGACUUUAUUUUGGCAGAAGAAAAAUAUGUUUAAGAAAUUACACCCUUUUCUUGACGGAAAAAGUACACAAAGACAAGCAAUUGGUAUGAUGUGUUUUAAUCCAAUAAAUUUUGCAUGAAAUAUACAAA
Saccostrea cuccullata (small rock oyster) is the source of this 743-nucleotide messenger RNA. Its product is annotated as sterile alpha motif domain-containing protein 15-like. Gene Ontology annotation, molecular function: protein binding. The record is from RefSeq and is a predicted model, not a curated record. The transcript has 3 exons. The coding region runs from base 23 to 457 and encodes 144 amino acids. NCBI's taxonomy places the organism in Eukaryota, Metazoa, Mollusca, Bivalvia, Ostreida, Ostreidae.